Messenger RNA from Pimephales promelas (fathead minnow), 3064 nucleotides. It is a transcript of the gene slc39a9, whose product is annotated as solute carrier family 39 member 9. Lineage: Eukaryota; Metazoa; Chordata; Actinopteri; Cypriniformes; Leuciscidae. Gene Ontology annotation, cellular component: membrane. The record is from RefSeq and is a predicted model, not a curated record. Gene Ontology annotation, biological process: zinc ion transport; transmembrane transport. Gene Ontology annotation, molecular function: metal ion transmembrane transporter activity.
AGUGCUUCGCUCAGACUGCCAACAUCACACACUCGGCUAGUUAGCGACCAGUGUGGCGAUACUGCGGAAAAGGUGGCAAUCUAGAUGAGUUUACCGCGACGAAACAAUGUUGACGAUUUAGGAACCACCAUGUCAUCAACCGCGGCCUGAGAUCAGAGACGCAGACCAUGACAAGCGUGAACAAAUCUGUUAUUGUAUGUGGUUAUUCGCAAACUGAUUGUCAUGAUUUUAGCCCUUGCUAAGCGUGACGCGAUUCGGUGUGAUUAAAGUUGAGAUAAUCGAUCAGGUCAAUGUACUAAGAGCUCCAAAACCGUCUUCACAGCACAUCAGCAGUGCAUGCUCGUGUGAUUUGUAAGGAUAGAUUCAAACAACUUAUUAGCUAACCAGCUUAUACACCGACUGGCACCAAACAUCGACCGAUUGCACAGGAUUUGUUGUUAAACUGGGAUCUUCAGCAGAAAUGGAUGACUUCAGCUCCAUCAGUCUGCUGUCUCUGGCUAUGCUAGUCGGUUGUUACGUGGCUGGAACUAUUCCCUUGGCUGUUAACUUCUCUGAGGAGAAGCUGAAGUUGGUGACGGUGUUGGGAGCUGGGCUGCUGUGUGGCACUGCACUGGCUGUCAUUAUUCCAGAGGGAGUUCAUGCACUCUAUGAGGAAAUGCUGGAAGGUGGGCACCACCAUGGCCAUGGGCAGGUGGAAGCAGAAGUGUCAGAUCAGAAGGUUGCAGACGGAGUGGUGGGACCCAGCAGUGAACACAGCCACAGUCACGAGCAGCUCCACGCUUAUAUCGGCGUCUCUCUGGUGCUGGGCUUCGUCUUCAUGCUGUUGGUGGAUCAGAUCGGCAGCGCUCACAUGCACAACAGUGAUGAUCCAGAAGCCGCGAGGACUGCUAGCUCUAAAGUCACCACUACGCUUGGCUUGGUCGUCCAUGCUGCAGCUGAUGGUGUUGCUCUCGGAGCUGCUGCGUCCACGUCUCAGACCAGCGUCCAGCUCAUCGUGUUUGUGGCCAUUAUGUUGCAUAAGGCUCCUGCUGCAUUUGGACUCGUCUCUUUCCUCAUGCAUGCGGGUUUAGAAAGAAAUCGUAUCCGGAAACAUCUAUUAGUCUUUGCCUUGGCUGCCCCUGUUUUGGCCAUGCUCACCUACGUAGGACUCAGUCAGAGCAGUAAAGAGGCGCUAUCAGACGUCAACGCCACCGGUGUGGCCAUGCUGUUCUCCGCCGGUACCUUCCUGUACGUGGCUACGGUGCACGUCCUCCCGGAAGUGGGCGGCAUGGGCGGCCACAGCCACACGCCCGGGGCCGGCGCAGGGAAAGGACUGAGCAAAGUGGAGGUUGGAGCUCUGGUCCUCGGAUGUCUGAUCCCUCUAGUGCUGUCCAUCGGACACCAGCACUAGUGUUCUUCGCUUCAAGCCACAGGUCGAAUGGAACUUUGAACAGCUUUGGCCAAACAACAACCUCACACAAGCGGUUUGAAUCACGUUUAUUCAAGUCGGUGGUUGGAGUGAACGCAGGAACUUUGCAGUCGGGAAUGGGAUAUGAGGACUUCGGGAAUGCCCUGCCCUGCCGCUCCACAAAACACUGUGACUGACAGCUCACGAUGACCAUACACAAAUAAAAGCGAUCAAGUGUCCAACUCUUCACUUACAUUUUUUUUUUUUUCUUCAGUGGUGCUUGUUUAAAAGAAUCUGUUGUGUAGUCAUGUUUGCUUUAAAUUUGGUAUCUUUUGGUUUUAAUAUGGAAUAUUUCCAUGGGUCUUUUAACUGAUGAACAUUUACAAAAAAAUAACAAUUGAUAAUAAAUAAUUAUACUUCACAAACAUAUGGUGCCCAACCUAAUCGAUUGUCCUGCACAGUUUAAUCAAACACACCUGAAGCAACCAAUUAAGGUCUUCAGGAUCACUUGAACAUUAAAGGCAGGUGUGUUUGAUUUGGGUUGGAGAUGAACUGUGCAGGACAGUCGAUCGGCAGGACCCUGGCCUGGAGUAAUUAUGAUAAGUUUAUUUACCCCCUAUUUUUUGCACAAAUCAUAAUAAUGAGAUUAAUAUGGGAACAUACACUGGGCUACUUGGUUACUGCUAAAUUUAAACUAAUUUCAUCAUGUAUAUGGUUAUUUGGGACAAAUAUGAAAUAAGGUUAUUGGUUUAGUGGAUGAACACAUUGUUCUGUUGAGUUCAGUGCAUGUACAGAGUUAUUAUUUGAGUAUUAUUCGAACCUGCUGAUUGGUUGUUUAAUCCCGGAUAAAGGAUCUCAUUGGUCAGUCAGAUGUUUUGUACUGUGAUGCUUGCUCAAAGCAGAGCCUGUGUACUGUAAAUAUGUAUUCUCUGUAUAAAUGACAAAAAAAAUACCCUAUUUGACAGCCUGAGUAGUUUUUAGUCUCAUUUUAGCUUCUGUAAUCGCUGAGAGAGAAAGAUUGUUUUUAAAUGAAUGACAUUAAAGGGCAUUUUUUUUGUUCUUUGUCUUAACCGAAGGGAAUUUGAGGUCAGUUGGGAAGAUUAUAUGGUGGAUUUCUUCAAGUUUUGCAGUUGAAGACUGGAAAGCUGCUGUGUUCAUCACCAAGCUAUUGUUAAGGUUCCCUCGGAAGCUUGAAUAGGAAAGGAUUAUUAGGCAAACUUGGACUACGGUCCUGGUUUACAAAGUGUUGCAUUCUUGUUCUGAAAAAUAAUAGUUAAAGUUUAUGUGAAAGCUGUGCGUAAUAGCUCUCUAGCGCCCUCAUCUUAACCGUAGUGCACAAAUUGUGGAUGAUAUACAGACGGAGAAGACUUCACGCUGAUUUGUAGAAAGGGAAAAUGCAACUCUUACAAUGACCUCCUCUUAGAGACUUGGUUGGCACAGAUAUGUAAUGGCACUGAAUGUUGAUUGGUUAGGUGAAAUUUUGUGCCAUAUUUGACGGAUUCUUCUGGGAUAGAGAUUUUACAUUGAAGCAGAACAUGAUGAAUUCAGUUUUGGGGCUUUUAUGUGAUCAUUCCACGAGAGGGGUAUGCCUUAUUUUAUUCGCAAUUGUUUAACUUAAAAUGGUUGCAAACGUCUUUGUUCAUGAUUUGAAUAAACUUAUUUUCUUUUUUAAUGGAU